Brienomyrus brachyistius is the source of this 2282-nucleotide messenger RNA. RefSeq names its product glycine amidinotransferase (L-arginine:glycine amidinotransferase) (gene gatm). Bases 69 to 1343 code for a protein of 424 amino acids. The transcript is spliced from 9 exons. Gene Ontology annotation, cellular component: mitochondrion. Gene Ontology annotation, molecular function: amidinotransferase activity. The record is from RefSeq and is a predicted model, not a curated record. Lineage: Eukaryota; Metazoa; Chordata; Actinopteri; Osteoglossiformes; Mormyridae.
GUACUAAGUCUGAGCAUCGCUUAGUCGCCAGAAUCCCCAUUUUCUUUUAAGUAUCGGGCUCGACGACAAUGCUGCGAGUAAGGUGUCUGAGAGGAGGUAGCAGGGGGGCUGAGGCAGCUCAUCUUAUUGGAACUAUGGUCGGCCGAGCUGUCACUGGGUGGGUGCAGCGAGCAUUCCGGAGCACCGCUAGCUCAGCCGCGGCGGUUCAGCCCGCAGCCGCCGAGGAGGACACCGUGUCCGAUUCCGACCGUCUCGAGUGUCCCGUCUGCGCCUACAACGAAUGGGACCCGCUGGAGGAAGUCAUAGUUGGAAGAGCCGAGAAUGCUCGCGUGCCUCCAUUCACUGUGGAGGUCAAGGCUAAUACAUAUGAGAAGUACUGGCCCUUCUACCAAAAAUAUGGGGGGCAGACAUUUCCUGAGGAACACUUAAAGAAGGCUGUGGCCGAGAUUGAGGAAAUGUGCAAUAUUUUGCGCCUGGAGGGGGUCACCGUGAGGAGACCAGAACCCAUCGAUUGGUCUUUUCAGUACACAACCCCCGAUUUCACAUCUACAGGCAUGUACGCUGCAAUGCCCCGUGACAUUCUUCUGGUCGUGGGGAAUGAGAUCAUCGAAGCCCCGAUGGCAUGGAGGUCUCGCUUCUUCGAGUACAGGGCCUACCGCCCCCUCAUGAAGGAAUAUUUUCAAAAAGGUGCUAAGUGGACCACGGCCCCAAAACCAACCAUGGCUGAUGAACUCUAUGACCAGGAUUACCCCAUCCGAACUGUGGAGGACAGACACAAACUCGCUGCUCAGGGAAAGUUUGUCACCACGGAACAUGAGCCCUGUUUCGACGCCGCCGACUUCAUCCGGGCCGGGCGGGACAUUUUCGUCCAGAGGAGUCAGGUGACAAACUUCAUGGGGAUAGAGUGGAUGCAGAGACAUCUGGCUCCCACCUACAAGGUGCAUAUCAUCUCUUUCACGGACCCCAACCCCAUGCAUAUCGAUGCCACUUUUAACAUCAUCGGGCCAGGCCUGGUACUGUCCAACCCGGAUAGGCCCUGCCACCAGAUAAAAAUGUUUGAGAAGGCUGGUUGGAAUGUGGUGAAACCUCCGACACCUUUGAUUCCUGAUGAUCAUCCCCUGUGGAUGUCCUCGAAAUGGCUGUCAAUGAACGUCUUGAUGUUGGAUGAAAAGCGUGUAAUGGUUGACGCCAAUGAGACGUCCAUUCAGAAGAUGUUUGAGCGUCUUGGCAUCGCACCCAUCAAGGUGAACAUUCGCCAUGCUAAUUCUCUGGGAGGAGGCUUCCAUUGCUGGACCGCUGACGUGCGUCGCAGAGGCACCUUGCAGUCCUACUUCAGCUACUAGUCCUGCCCGGAAAAGCUUUCGCUGAUCUUUUGCGUGUCUACGUGCCGGAAAACAGCGAGCUACAAUUUUUAUCUUUGCAUGAUUUAUCAGUGCUGUAAGCAUUCGCGCAAAAAAAGCUGCCCUUAUCUUCCUCGAAUCUCAGUUCAGUUCAGUUCAUAACAACUAAUAGUGCAAAAUGCAUCUUAUCUGAUCAGCUGCUAUUAAACACAUUAAUAAUUUACCCCUUGUUCAUCAGCCAGACAACUGAUAAGUAGGCAGGGUGUUUUGAUAAACUAGGAGGAUGGAUUCAGACAUUCUAACACACCUCCCACUGAACGUCACGUUUUCAAGACAGUCCCAACAACCGAUCUUCAUCAUUUUCUUAAAGUUCUGUAAAUGUUUAAAAAUGACCAGAUGUGUUAGUCUUAAUUGUAGGUCAUGAUAUAAAAUUGACUUGUUUACUCAGGUAUUUUAUAAAAUGUGUAUUUAUUUUGUUUGUUUGUUUUUUCAUUGAUAUUGGGUUAUGUAUUAUUUUGUCUCCCACAAAUGAAUAUGUUAUCAUUUUCCUUCAGAUCAAUAAUUAUAGGGUCCAUUUAUAUUAUUUCAAGUCUGCAGCAUAUACCUAUUGUUUGGGUCACAUCUACAACACCGAGUCUUUGGCUCGUCUGGACUGCUGUUCUGCUUUCAUAAUAUUUGCAUGAAAAGAACAUUUAAUAAAACUAUCAGUUGACAUGAGUUCUCAUGGACAUACAAUAAAGGAUAUACGGUAUGUGUCUUUGCUGAGAAUCCAUAUUGCUCGUCUGAAAUUGUAGUCCUACAAUUCAUAUAUAGAUUAAAUAGGAGCCUAGCCGAUCUGUUUUAUGUGAAAACCGAUUGUAAACAGAAUAUUUGUUUUGUUUUUGCUGCUAAACUUUGCAUGCAAAUCUGUCCUUGAAAUUAAAAUAAAGAUGCAUUACAAUA